AUGGAUUUGUGGUCAAUGGAAUAUUUUGAACCCUUCUUGUCUAACUGCUCUGGGUCUUUGCUCGAGUCCACCUAUCGUGAGGCUAUGCAUUCCACUAUCGAAAUUUUGCAUAUCCGCUUCACUGGGUCAGAGAAGUUCCACAGGGAUAUCUCGCUCGAAAUCACAACUCGGUUACGAACAAAGGAAUCCAGAGAUAUAUGUCAAAAUUACGACAUUGAUAGUGCCAGGCAACGCCCUUUUUCUAACGGCUGGAGCGACCUCACGAGUAUCGUAAAUGAUGACCCAACCUCCCCGGGUAUCUGGGAAAUGAAUCAGUUAGAUGUUAUGGAAAACCUCCUUUCGGCCUCUUCUGAAGCGGAGGAGUUUCUGUCAUUUGCCGAAUGGGCAUUCGGGCCGACGGGUCUUCCAAAGUUGCGGGUUCUGGCAUUCGGAGAUUUUUCCCACAAGGAUCAGUUCCAAAAACAGCAGUUUUUAACUAGGCGGAGGUUCCACGAGAACGAGCAGCGAUACAAAGACUACCAGCGUCCCGCUUGUGGCCAUGAACGUAACGGAUCUGCGUGGGAAGCGAAGGUGCAAAAUAGAGAGCUCAGUGAGUGUAGAUAG
Messenger RNA from Penicillium samsonianum, 603 nucleotides. RefSeq lists its product as uncharacterized. NCBI's taxonomy places the organism in Eukaryota, Fungi, Ascomycota, Eurotiomycetes, Eurotiales, Aspergillaceae. The record is from RefSeq and is a predicted model, not a curated record. The coding region runs from base 1 to 603 and encodes 200 amino acids. The transcript has 2 exons.